GAAUACUCCGGGUGAGUACCGACAAGAUGCAGCUACCGUCUGAAAGCAAAGACCGGAGGAAGGGUAGACGCAGAAACGAGAAAGAGAAGAAAAAUUCGAGAAGAAAAAAAUAAAAACCAAGAGAAGAGAGAGAGAAAGAAGACAGCUGCGAGUUUUGUUCGAGUCUCGUUGGAGUACGAGCGAGAGGCGGAGAAAAAUUAGGACGGAGAGAUAAUACUAAAUUGUUAGAAAGGGAGGAAAAAAGUAGCCAUGAUUCCGAUUCGGAUCCCGUCACCGCCCGCCGCUUUGACUACGAAGCUUCUGAUGCCAGAAGCAGCACGACUGAAGAUGGCUUAGAGAGAGAGAGAGAGAGAUCUUCUUUUUGGAUCUCUUGUGGUUCUCUCUUUUAUUUAUUUUUGGGCUCUGGUUUGGCUUUGGCGGGAAGGGGGGAGAUGAGGCGGGUGGGGCGGGCGGACUCGCCGGAGGUGGUCGAGGUGGUGAGGGUGAACGAGUCCUCGCCGGAGUCCAGCUUCCGCGAGCUCGACGACGUCUUCUUGCAGACUCAGGCAAGAAUAUGGCUUGCGGAAGUUCUGCACAUCAGAUUUGAUGAGGAGAUGGCUAUUGCCGAAUUACUUGCAGAUGGGGAAUUGCUGUUUCAAGUAUCAAAAAUAGUAUGGAAAAUGCUCUUGAAAAAGUAUCCAGAGCUGAAGCAUUCGAAAGUUUAUAUAUAUGAACGAACUUCUUUUGGCAAAAGUGGUAGGAAGUACAUGCCUUAUCCAAAGGUUGACUCAUUUUUGAAGAUCUGCCAGAUCCUGGGGUUAACUAGCAUUGAUUUGUUCUCCCCAUCUGAUGUUGUUGAGAAAAGAGAUGUUCGCAGAGUCUGUAUGUGUAUACGUUCUCUCUCUAAGAAAGCCAGGUUGAAAAACUUAAGAGUUCCAGAUUUUGAUAUCGUCACAUAUACAAUAGUCAUGCCCACCGAUCUGGUUGGUGGUAUCCGCAGAAACUUGGAACAAGCACAAUGUAGCUCAUCAAGUUCCAGCGGAUAUAGUCCUUGCAUUGAUUUAAGGGAAAUAUACCGACAGAGGAAUCCCAGUGGUAACCAUGCUCAGCACCAUGACUCAAAUUCCGAGUCAGAUGAAGCAGAAAGUUGUUUUACUGAAGUAGAAUUUCAGAGUCCACGGUCAAAUGCUUCAUAUGAUGCUGCUGCCCUGUUCAACAUCAUUGGAGGGAAUUGCCCUGAAGGAAACUCAGUUGAUGAUGAAAAUUUAUCUCAAAUGCAUAUGGACUUUAGCAUGGAUAGCCAGGAGUGUCGUGAAGAUGAGCAAAAGUGUAGGCUUCAUGAAGAAAUUAUGUUAACUGAAUUAGUAGAUUUGCCUCAUGCAUGUGUUAGAAGAAAUGACAGCCAUGAUUUCAUAGAUACACUUUACUGUAAGUCAUUCUUGUUCCAUAGCGAAUGUCAAACUUAUCAAGGUUCAAGGACCUAUUUUGCUCAAAUGGGAGACAUAAAAUAUCCAAACUGCCAGAAAUCUGGUGACGAGAUUCACAGUGCUAAAAUCAACUGUUUCCAAACUUAUCCUUCAUGCUUUGAGGAUUCUACAUCUGGAUCAGAUAAGAAACUUAAUGUCAGCGGGGAAGAAGCUUAUGAAGGGUAUGUCGGCUCAGCUCUGAGGAAUAUAAAUGAUAAAACUCUCUUUUCGAAAUGCACAAUCUCCAAUACUUGUACAGAUCUUGACAAUGAAAAAGAAGAUUUUGCCAAGGCAUCUGCAGGUGGUCAGGGUGAAAUUGUAAGUGAUGCCCCAGGAGAGGAUAAUGUACGAUCUGAUUGCUCGGUUCGGUAUGAGGACACCAUCAAUGAUUGUUAUAAUUGUGCACUUGAAUCUCAUGAUAGGAAGCCUAGAAGUAGUGACAUCAUAGAGUUUUUAGAUGGAGAAUAUGAUCCAACUCCCAGAGGAUGUAUUAGUGUUUCUGGAAAUGAGGAACUUAAACAUGACGGAAAUUUUGUCGACAGGAAGACUUCACCAGCAGACUUUAUCAGUCAUCAAGCAAGUUUUUCGGACUUAAAUGUCUACAGCAUGGACAGUUCUGACUUUCUUAAUUCUGAUUCACUGGUACUAGGUGGCUCAGUCGGUAUGGACACGGAUAAUUUAGAUUCAAAUUGUAGAGGCAUUAAAUGCAAGGAUAAAAGGAAACCCUUUGAGGAGGACCUGGAUUCUGAAAUACUGUCUACAGCUGAAGCUCAGGCUCCUUCAGAAAAUGCUGUCACUGAAGACAAAUUAAACAAGUACGAUUGUACCACUACCAGUUGGCAUGACAGAGAGAGAAAUGAGGACAAGGAUUUGUUGACACCCAAAAGCUGCUGUUUAAGGGCCAAAACUGCAGGUAUCAAAAGAACCUCUUUGAAUGGGAUAAAGUUGCCGCCCAUUCCUUAUUCUAGUAAACCUGUUGAUUUUCUUAGAUGUGAUACUAAAGAAUCACAGCCUUGCUUCAAAACUGAGGAUGAAAAUUCUGCUGGAUCUUUAUCAUCAAAUGCAGACGAGCAGGAUUUUUGUGUGGGAAAUGUAAGGCAAUUAUGCAGCCAAUAUCAUAACCCACCUCAUGCAGAUUCAGCUUACAAAAGUGAUGAAUGGGUUAUACCUUCCCAUUCUGAUAUCCUCUCUGAUUCAGGGAUCACACAGGGUAAAAACAAUAGUGCCACUGGCACAAUCAUGUCAGAUGGAUGCUCCAAGGCUGAAUCAGAAGAUAUUCUCUCACAAAAUGUAUGGACUGCCCAUAGUGGAACUUCAGGAGUAGCAAUGUGCCUAGUACCAGGCAAUAGAGACGUUUCCACCUCUGAUAGUGAGAUGGAUGCAAUUGAACAGCCAGAUGAUUCAACAGCACAUAAAGAAGAUACCACUUACGGCCAUUCCAUGAGUUGUCCAAAGCAUAAAUCUGUGACCAAUUUCAACUUUCAUGGUGUCAAAAGCCAAUUAAUUGCUGGGAACUUUAACACUGCAAAUGAAGGUGGAUUGAAAAAUAGCUUAAUUGAACAGAACGACAGUUCCUGUUUUCAUCCAUGUGAAGCAUGCCAAGAUCCGGUGGUAGAGACUAAACAACACUUACCUGAGAAACAAUGUGCAGAAAAUAGUCUGAAUUGCUAUACUCAGGGUGGAAGCAUCUCAGACUUUUCCACCAAAUGCAGCUUACAAUUGAUUGAAACAGAGAAUGAUGACGAGUGUUGCACGAGCUCUUCCGAAGUAGAAGAUUCAUGUGUUCGCUGGAUGAAACCUUUGUCAAACAGCUGUCAGGUAUCUUGCCAGCAGCAGAUUCUUUCAGUAGAGGAAAUGACCAUUAGGCAUUUGCAUUCAUCAAUGCCAAAUGACAUGUUAUCAAUUUGUGAUUUCGAUUCAUCAUGUCAGCAGCAGAUUCAGCAAACUGUUCUUGAUGCGUCAGACAACACAUACUUGCCAGUGGGAAAUGAUAUCAUGCAGAGAAAAGCAUCAGGUAGCCUGGGGAUAUAUUGUAAGGACAGAAACGAAUUUAAUGGGUCGGAAACAGGAGGGACUGAAGUUACUGAAAAUUCCAAAGCACCCUGCACCCGUUACCCAAAUGAACUUGAUGGCUCAGAAUUUGUGGAUACCCAUAAUGCAGGUCCUGGAUCACCAGAUCAAGGUGGGGAUUGUGAAAUGGUGUCUAUGUACGAAUCUGCAAGUUAUGACAGCAUUGCCUACAAUGGCAAUGGUAAGCAGGUUCAGGACAACAUUUUGCAGACUGAGGAAAACCUGCCCUUCUCAGCUCCAGGAUGUGCAGUGGAAGGGGAAGAGAAUAAUUGCGUAGAGCAAAUUUCCGAGGGUACAAAAGAAAGUGAAGAGGAAUUGGUGACACCACUUGAUUCAAGUGGGAAAAGAGAUGGAACGACAGGCGAGAUGCAGAGGCCAGGCAAGAUAAUGUUGAAAUCAGUUGCUGGAGGAAUUACGCUAGUUGGUUCACUGUUUCUUUUACUACACCUCAGCAGGAGAAAGAGAGAUAAAGAGAAAAAUAGUACAGCAGUUGUGCCAUUACAGACUCAAAAAGCAGGCAUGGAGGGUUCCACACAAAAGAAAGUAGAGAUAGGUAAAUCUGAUGCACUGUAUCCUGGAGAGAGGCUGAAGUUUUAAGACCAGAAUAUAAUGAUAUUGAACCUAGGCUGAUUGCAAGUUACACGAACCUAGUAAUUACUUACUUAGCAAACAGGAUCUUUCCACUAAUGCUGCUACAACAUGCUGCAACUCUAGUUUGGUUAAUAACUCAUUUUCCAGGUUGUGUAUAUAGGAAUAUCGCAAUUACUUCUUGACCUUGUAUAGUUUUUUGACGGGUGUAAAAAAUGGCAUGCCUAUCAUGCUGUGUAAUCUCGGCAGUGUAUAUAUGAUCGGCAGUGUAUAUAUGAUCAGCAUGAAAAAUGUGAUCUGAACAAUGUAACAAUGAAAUUUUGGGCAAUGAAAUACUUGCAGCAGUCUUGAGAAAUCA
Phoenix dactylifera (date palm) is the source of this 4461-nucleotide messenger RNA. RefSeq lists its product as uncharacterized. Gene Ontology annotation, molecular function: cytoskeletal adaptor activity; actin filament binding. NCBI's taxonomy places the organism in Eukaryota, Viridiplantae, Streptophyta, Magnoliopsida, Arecales, Arecaceae. The record is from RefSeq and is a predicted model, not a curated record. Gene Ontology annotation, cellular component: actin filament. Gene Ontology annotation, biological process: actin crosslink formation.